Daphnia magna is the source of this 3803-nucleotide messenger RNA. RefSeq names its product kinesin heavy chain (gene Khc). Gene Ontology annotation, biological process: microtubule-based movement; mitotic spindle organization. Lineage: Eukaryota; Metazoa; Arthropoda; Branchiopoda; Diplostraca; Daphniidae. Gene Ontology annotation, molecular function: microtubule motor activity; ATP binding; microtubule binding. The coding region runs from base 1 to 2922 and encodes 973 amino acids. The record is from RefSeq and is a predicted model, not a curated record. The transcript is spliced from 15 exons.
AUGUCAGCCGAAAGAGAAGCGCCAGGGGAAGACAGUAUUCGUGUAGUGUGUCGUUUUCGACCUUUAAAUGAUGCCGAAGAGAGAGCUGGAUCGAAAUUCGUCGUCAAGUUUCCACCCGGCACUGACGACCAAUGUAUAAAUUUGGGGGGAAAAGUUUAUAUGUUUGAUAAGGUAUUUAAACCUAAUGCCAGUCAAGAGAAAGUGUACAAUGAAGCAGCAAAAAGUAUUGUAAAAGAUGUCCUAAUGGGUUAUAAUGGCACCAUAUUUGCAUAUGGCCAGACAUCCUCGGGUAAAACCCAUACAAUGGAAGGAGUAAUGGGGGAUCCUCAUUUACAGGGUAUAAUCCCACGAAUUGUCAAUGACAUCUUUAAUCAUAUUUAUGCAAUGGAAGAAAACUUGGAGUUUCACAUAAAAGUCUCUUAUUUUGAAAUCUACAUGGACAAAAUCAGAGACCUUCUUGAUGUUUCAAAAGUCAAUCUUAGUGUGCAUGAAGACAAAAAUCGUAUCCCGUAUGUGAAAGGUGUAACAGAAAGAUUCGUUACAAGUCCGGAAGAGGUGUUUGAGGUGAUUGAAGAAGGCAAAGCUAAUCGACACAUUGCCGUUACAAAUAUGAAUGAGCAUUCUUCCCGAAGUCACUCAGUUUUUCUUAUCAAUGUGAAACAAGAGAACUUGGAAAAUCAAAAGAAACUUUCGGGCAAACUUUAUCUUGUCGAUCUAGCCGGAAGUGAAAAAGUGAGCAAAACAGGUGCUGAAGGAACUGUCUUGGAUGAAGCGAAGAACAUUAAUAAAUCUUUGUCGGCAUUGGGAAAUGUUAUAUCGGCGUUGGCGGAUGGAAACAAAUCUCAUAUUCCGUACCGUGAUUCAAAGUUGACACGUAUUUUGCAAGAAUCUUUGGGUGGUAAUGCUAGGACAACAAUUGUUACCUGCUGUUCGCCAGCGUCGUUCAAUGAAGCGGAAACAAAAACUACGUUGGACUUCGGCCGAAGAGCAAAAACAAUCAAAAACGCUGUCACUGUUAACGAAGAACUUACUGCUGAAGAGUGGAAAAGGCGGUAUGAAAAAGAAAAGGAGAAGGCCCAACGCUAUAAAACGAAACUUGAAAUAGCAGAAGCUGAACUCAACCGUUGGAGAUCUGGGGAAUCUGUUGGUCAGGAGGAGCAGAUCAAUCUGCGAGAUGCAAUGGAUGUAUCUACUAUUAGCGUCGACUUAACUCCUGUGGCCCCGGUUGCUCCCGUGCUGCCUCCAGUUGUUGCCGCACCUGCCGUUCGUGCUGAUUGGGACUCAGAACGUGAACGGCUGUAUCAGCAGCUGGACGAUAAGGAUGAAGAAAUCAAUCAGCAAAGUCAGUUGGUAGAAAAGCUUAAGGAACAAAUGAUGGAACAAGAGGAACUUAUCGGUGCUACCCGAAGAGAUUAUGAAUCGUUACAGCAAGAAAUGAAUCGAAUCCAGGCUGAAAAUGAAUCAGCCAAAGAAGAAGUGAAAGAAGUGUUGCAGGCUCUGGAAGAACUAGCCGUAAACUAUGAUCAGAAGUCUCAAGAAGUGGAAGCUAAAAACCGGGACAAUGAAACAGUAAAUGAAGAAUUAUCUCAACGUCAAAGCCAACUGAACAGCACCCUGUCGGAAUUAGCACAGGUGAAAGAUACUGCCGCACAUCAACGUCGAAAACUAAAUGACUUGUUGACUAGCUUAUUUAAAGAUUUGAAUGAGAUGGGUGUAGCCUUUGGGGCAGAUUUGAAAUCCUCGUUACAACCCUUUGAUUCCAAUAGUAGCAAAUCAGAGGAGGAAUUCACAAUGGCUCGAAUAUAUGUAUCUAAAAUGAAGUCAGAAGUAAAAAAUUUAGUGCAACGAUGCCAGACAUUGGAGUCUUCGCAAAGUGAGUGUUCGAAGAAGAUGGACGAAUCAGAGCGUGAACUAGUGGAUUUGCGUCUCUUGAUAAGCCAACACGAAGCAAAAAUGAAGGCUCUCCAAGAGAAUAUGAAGGAAGUGGAAAACAAAAAACGUCAUCUUGAAGAAGCUGUAGACUCUUUGAACGAAGAGUGCGCUAAACUUAAAGCGGCUGAACAAAUGCAAGCCGUAUCUACCAUAGAUAAAGCAGCUGAACAAGAGCAAGCUCUGUUGAUCAAGGGCGCACUUGAGCAACAACUUGAUCAACAUAGGGAGGCCCAUCAGAAACAGGUGGCAAUGCUUCGUGAUGAGAUCACCGAUAAACAAACGGUCAUUGAAGAUUUACGUGAUUCCAAGCGCGAGUUAACUCUCAUUCAUGAGCAGCUCGUCCGUGAUCACGAGCGGCUUAAACAAGAAGAAUCAGAUAAAAGUCACAAGCUUCAGGAGCUUCUCGGUGCAAACGAGCGUCGUGAGCAAGCCAGACAAGAUUUGAAGGGCUUGGAAGAGACGGUUGCCAAGGAACUUCAAACGCUACACAAUUUACGCAAGCUCUUUGUCCAAGAUCUUCAGUCACGUGUAAAAAAAUCAUUGAGUGGCGAAGAACCAGAAGAUGGAGGCGGCUCACUCGCUCAGAAGCAAAAAAUCAGCUUCUUGGAGAACAAUCUAGAUCAGUUGACUAAAGUUCAUAAGCAAUUGGUUAGAGAUAAUGCCGACUUGCGCUGCGAAUUACCCAAACUGGAAAAACGUCUUCGAGCCACAAUGGAGCGUGUAAAAGUGUUGGAAGCAGCGCUUAAGGAAGCUAAGGAAGGUGCUAUGCGCGAUAGGAAACGUUAUCAAUAUGAAGUGGAUCGCAUUAAGGAAGCAGUUCGGCAAAAGAAUUUAGCCCGUCGAGGUCAUGCGGCUCAAAUCGCUAAACCCAUUCGUGCUGGUCAACAUCCUCAUCAGGCAACUAAUCAGCCAACGGCGAUCGUCGCACCAUCGAUGGCCGUCCCUAAACGCAUUUUAAGUGCUGGAGCUCAACCGAGAAACGACAGCUAAAUUAUUCUUUUGCAUAUUCUGAAAAGCAGCCUCAACGCAUACUCGUAAUUGAUUUCCAUCCUUCACAUUGGUAAAAGGUAUUUGGUAAAUCGUCGGUGCGAUUAAGUCUUAAGGAAAUCGCAGCGUCACGGAUGUUUCCGUUAAAAGAAUGUCUUCGCCUAUGUUUAAUGCACGCACUUUUGGGGCCAUUGCUUCUCUAUUUCAAGGAAUCACAGCAAAACACUGCACGGCACUUGAAAAUGGGCAACCCCUAAACUACAAUAGCUAGCAAAUUUCCAGUGAUUCUUUACUACGCAGAUAUCCCCACUACAGUAUGACAUUCGGCUGGUAUUUCUUGUUGAUUUAUUCCGGUUCAAGUUCCGUUGUUCAAGUUCUUCAGUCGUAUUGGGACAGCAAUAUUUCUUUUCUUCAUUUCUCACUUUUCGCGGUCAAUACCAAAGAAAACCGGGAAAAACUAUUAUAUUACCGCUAAAUUCAAGAAAAAUGGCCUAUAUGAUUUUCCUGCACCUUUUUUUUCGUUUCUACUUGACGAUUUAUCUUUUUACGGGAUUUUUCCCAAUGUAUGCUAAGUAUUCCUUCCGACAUCUAGGUUUAAUUUGCAGUAAUUAUGAAAUAAGGUAAGUCAAUUGUACGAAAGGGGAUAUAUUACACCAACUAAAUAAUUCUGGGAAAUUUUACGAUUUUUUAAUGAUCCCUCAAUGUUUUUUCACCCCUGAACCCCCACCAACUUGAUCUGUUCAUUAGGAUCUUGGCGUAUUUUUUUUUCUUGAUUGCUCCUCGAUUCAAAUACCUUUCAAUUCUGUUUCACCUAUGUUGUCAUUGAAUUCGCCUUUGGUGUAAAUAGAAUUUUGCUUGGCUCGAUGGACGAGCUACUAUCAUUA